AUGUAUCUGCCAUCUUGUCAUUUUGUUUUGAAACUGAUAUUGAUUGUGGGUGUUGAACUUUCAGUCCCCAGACUGCACUUGAAGCCCGUUAAUCUGCUGUCGAAACCUCUUGAUGGACUUAGCUCUGCAACUGGCCUCACUUCAGUGCGGAAUAUUGGGUUGAUACCAAGGGCAGUAUCUGACAUCGAUGAUCCUAGUCCGGCCAGUGUGGAGCCAUCAAGUGGGAGUGAGGACGAAGAGAGUUUGUCAAUUGAUAAACUCCCUUUGGAGUCUAAGCUGCAGCUGAAGCUCGAGCAGAAGAUGAAAAUGAAACUGGCCAAGAAGAUCCGUCUGAGGAGAAAGAGGCUCGUGAGGAAGCGGAGGCUGAGGAAGAAAGGACGAUGGCCCCCAUCCAAAAUGAACAAGUUGAAGAAUGUCUGA
This is a messenger RNA of Linum trigynum, 420 nucleotides long. NCBI's taxonomy places the organism in Eukaryota, Viridiplantae, Streptophyta, Magnoliopsida, Malpighiales, Linaceae. The record is from the annotation of a GenBank genome assembly.